AUGCUUAAUCUCCUUAUUCAGGUGUUCGAAUCUGUCCAAAGUGACAGAUCGGGCCAGACCAUCUGUCACGUGCAUGUUACUGAUGCGGAUAGUGAACUCGAUCAGAUCGACUGUUCCAUCGAGUCGAGCCAUCGUGACUUUCUGCUGCAUCCAAUCUCUCGUGCUGGUGGCAGUAGUCUGCAGCAGCGCAGUCGGAUCUACGAAAUAGUCUCGGCCAGUCCGCUAGACCGCGAGACCACCGCUCGUCACCGUAUCCGGGUUCGUUGUCAAGACGGCACUUCGCCCAGCCGACUUGUCGGUCAGAACAUGGUACAUGUGCUGGUGCGCGACAUCAACGACCAGGCGCCCAGAUUCACUGCUGUACAUUACACUGGCCGAGUGCGUGAAAACGCCGCCAACUCGAUGGUCAAGAUGCUGCCGACCGUCGGCUCGAGCCAGACGUCGCUACAGACGUCUACAGGCGCGGGUAUGUCUACGGGAGGCAUCGGUACUGCCGGAAUGGCUGGUCGGAAUGCAGGCGCAAAGUCGCUCGCCUCGACAGGGACCCAGCUCGGCAUCCGAGCCGUGGACGCUGAUGCGGAAGAGAAUGCGGUCAUUCUCUACUCGCUGACGCUUUGGCCGUCGCCGCCGGACACACAAUCGGUCCAAGCAGGAGGAUCACACGAGGCAACGGAACAGACACAAUUGGUUCACACUUCCGAGGCUGUGGAGCAGCAGUCGACGAGAGGAGGCGGAAAACGCCAGCCUGGAGGUGCGGGUGACGUUGACAAGUUCUACAUUGAACCGGAGACUGGACAACUCAGGACUCGAGUGCCCCUCGAUUUUGAGGAACAGGAAAUCUACCAAUUCCUGGUGGUGGCCACGGAUCAAGCAAAGGACCCAGAGAAGCGUCUAAAUGCCACUGCUCGCGUCACAGUAGAGGUAGAAUGUGGAAAAAUGCCGCUAUUUUUGCUUAAUUUGAGCAUUAUAAGCUUUGAGCACUCUUAA
Messenger RNA from Protopolystoma xenopodis, 987 nucleotides. Lineage: Eukaryota; Metazoa; Platyhelminthes; Monogenea; Polystomatidea; Polystomatidae. The record is from the annotation of a GenBank genome assembly.